CUCCAUCCCGUCCCGCAUCUUUCAUUUAAUCAGCGCAGGAGCGAAACACCAUCUCCAAGAGUUCAGGAGAGCACAUUGAAUUCAGUUUUUUUUUUCUUCAUAAAAACAAGAGAGAGCGACCUGAUCUAGAAAAAGUUCUCGGUUUAUUUCUGCUCUUAAAUCCGCCUGUGGAUGAACUUCUGUGAGCGCACUGGACGGAAUAAAAGGAUUUGGAGAAAAUGAGAAGAUUUGGCGGAGUCCAUCAACACCAUCUUGUCCUGCUAUUGGCUGUUGCCAUGGCGAUGGCCGUGGAUCCUUCCCACAACUUGGCCAGUGAGAGGAGUUCGAUAGAAAGUACGUAUGAGCUGACCAAAUACCUGGAGUAUCAGCUCAAGGAAAUCAAAGACGUAUACCUGACCUAUCUAGGCCCUCCAUUCAAUGAGAAAGACUUCUCCCCUCCACGGCCCAACAGCACUGCUCUGACUUUGCCGAGUGCUGCCACCCGACUGGAGCUGUGGCACGGUCUGGAGAACCAGGCCCGGCUCGCCCAGAACCAGAAAGCCUACUCUGUCCUGCUGGCGGCUGUCAGGGAGUUGGCCAGCUCCACCCUCUGCCCUUCCCUCAAAACCUCCCUGCUGCACUUUUGCACUGGUCUGGAUGGACUGCUGGGCUCCAUAUCUGCACUGAUGACCACCCUCGGUUACGCACUUCCUCCUCAGUCUGCAAACAUGCGAACUAACGCUGGAGAGCUGCAGCGGGGGACGGGAGGCAACCGACCAGCUCCGCUCAUGAGCCAGAGUCUGUACAGAUCCAGAGCCGGAACCAGGACGGAGUCAGGUCACCGUAACAACCAGAGGAGAAGUGGCACGAAGGUGGUCAGAGGCGAGAGGGAAGAUGGUGUCAGUGUGGAUCUGAUGGAUAAAAGGAGAGGGAAAGAGGGGAGGAGAGCAGAGGCAGCUGCAGCUGGAGGAAGGAAUGGUGGAUUGAGGGAGAAGGGGAAGGGAGAAAGAGGGAGAAGAGAGAGGAGGGAGGAACCUGAAAAAGAGACAGUAGGGAUGGAUGAAGAGGGAUUGGUGGAGACUUGGGGGAGCAGAAGACGUUUGUUGAGCAUCAGUGAAAACGGAGAGGAGAAGGAGCGGCGGGAGGGACCCAGGUUUGAGGUGUCGUACCUGGACACAGACAUCUCCCGCCUCCAUCAACAACAAACCAGCAGCAACAACCAGUACAGCUACAACCUAAACUCACAUCACGCAGACACACUCAGAGAAGAAGAUGGAUUUAUCGCAGAGAAGCUCAGGGGCUUUAUGCUGGAGGAGGAGAAGCAAAUGGACGCCACCUCCUCUUCUUUCACUGUCCAUCACCAGCAGCGCAGGCCUCCUCGCUCCCUCCUCUCCCCCACCCUCCCACCUCCUCUGUCCACCCUCUCCCUCCUGUACCAGUUUGGAGCAGGUGAGGAGCACACCCUCCUCCCCCAGCCCGUCCCCCUGUCUUUACGAAGGGGCACUUCCCUUCUCUCGCCUCCCUUGAGUCCGCUCUUCUCCUCCCCUUCCACCUCCUCGUCUUCGCUCUUGUCCGUGCGGCCGGCAAUGAACGAUUUCGCCAGGAAGGUGGAGGGUUUCUGGAUACUGCGAGAACUGCAGAGCUGGCUGUGGCGGUCAGCGAAGGACUUUAACCGCCUGAAGAAGAGACUCCGAGGCUGAGACAUUUGGACAGGACUGGACACUGAGACACACAGAAGUGCAGUAUAUCGGAAAUCUAUUGUUUGCACAAAAUCUGGGUGGAAAUCGAACAGACAAAAGCACAUAAACACACUCAUGCUUAACACAUUCAUUCAUACCGUACUGGAAUAAGUGAAUGAAGGACAAUUUGGCAGGUCACCAGAAGUGCUAAUGGAAUAUAAGACACACAAAGCCAACACAUUACCAGCACUGUCACCCGCCUAAUGCACAUAGCAGCUCAUUGAGCGAGACUCGCUCAGACUGGGCUGAGUUACCGGACUUCACGGCUCAUAGAUCAACAGAAAUACCACUGUAGGUGGUUGGACUCACACAUCCAGGCGGGGGCAGACUGAGUGACAGGCAGCGACACAGACAGUGCAGCCAUUGAGGGAAAACUGAUUCAGCGACCCCUAGAUCCGUGAAUCAGCAAACAUUCAUUUUCUCUGAAGGAAGAAGGGAAAAUUUCUGAAUGGGCAAAAGACAAAAGGGCGAGGAAAAAUGGCCGGAGGGAGGAUGAGGGCACAGAGGAGGGAGGGAGGGAAAGACGCAGAAAAAAGAGAGGAAGCUGAGAGGAGGCAUGAGUCAGGGGAUGAGCACUGGAAAUGACCAGCAGAGGGGUACUGCUGAGUAAUCCCAAGUCGACUGGUCAGUUACAGUAACCCUACAACAGUGCUACACAUACUGUCCAGACAGAGUGGUCAAACGCAUACACUUAUUGUGGUAACUUGUGCCUUAACAUACCAUUCACUUCAAAAAAAAAAAAAAAAAGCACAGUCGUGUACAAAGAAAUAGUUUCAGCAUUUUGGGAAAUGUGCUGACACCACUCUCACGUUUGUACAGUAAAUGUGAAGAAGACAGAGCCAGCAGUUGGUUAGCUUAGCUUAGCAUAAAGGGUGGAUACAGGGUAAAGGUCAAAGUUCAAAGUCAAAUUUAUUUAAAAAGCAUAUUUAAAAAGAACAAGAGUUGAACCAAAAAGCUGUACAAUUAAAACAGCAAGCCAUAAAACACAAUACAACUCAAUGGCUAAAAGGUCAAUGUGAAUAAAAGAAGACAUUCAGAUAAUAAGAAAAAACUACAAAUUAAGAGAUUAAGUUGUUAAACUCUACUUGAGUCAAAUGCCAAUGAGAAGAGGUGGGUUUUAAAGUUUUUAACAGUUUUUACACAAAACGGUAAAUUGUUCUCGAGAUGAGCAGCAACAGUAAAGACCUGAAUAUCUCAUCCAGGAGCUUCUGGUUGGUCGACCUCAGUGCUCUACACAAAAACAAACAAUUACACCUUAAAAUAAUUCCUUAAACAGACAAGUAUCCAGUGGAGGGAAGUUCAUACUGGCACUAUGUGAUGUUCGGUCUGUCAAAAGAUGAUCAUAUAUGUUUUGUACCAGCUGCAGAUGUUAACUGAUGUACGCCCACAUACAAGGAAUUGUAGUUUUCUAACUGAAUGAAGACAUAAAUAGCUUUUUCAAAGUUCUUGGGAUAGAGAUAGACCCUGGGUAAAAGUUGAAAGAUCACACCAAAGUUUUCUUACAAAAAUAAUCAGUGGUAUGAAGCCAAAGGGCCAAGAGUGGCACCACCAGGGUCAUUGCAAAGGUCUGACUGACCAAACAUAACAAUCUUAUUUUUAUCAAGACUGAGAAAUUUUAAAUCCAUCCAAGUUUUUAUAUCUUCUAGCAAGUGCUAUGUUGAGACUUUUUAUUUUUAUAGGCAUAUAUAUUCGUAUAUUUUCGGCAAAACAAAGAAAAGGAAUCUUAUAUUUAUUAAACAUGGACCCUAAGGGUGGCAUAUACAAUGAAAGGUGGCAAAAUCCACCCAGCAACACCUGUAAAGCUCUAUUUGUAAUGCGUAUCGAAUUUCUUAAAGCCAAAUGAAACCUAAAGUGUCAGAGCAACACACUGUGGGCCGUCACGUCAACCAGUGCAGACUCCAGGAUUAAUCAAGCUAAUAACCCCUUUAAAAUGUUGCAAUGUUGCUUGACAUUUGUGCAGUUAAAAGUUUUGUUGUUAAGAAAUAGUAUUCCGCUAAAACCACUAAUUUUAUUUUUUACAUUUAACAAGACACAAUAUGUGAGCUGUGAGCAGAUGUUUUUAAACCUCUGGACAGUGCCAGCUUGCGGUUUCUCCCUGCUCUCAUUGUUCACUCAUGCUUCUGUGUUAAGGUUGUGCAUCAUAGCUACAGCUGCCAUGAGCGUAGAUUCUGCUGAUACACCUCACUAAUGUGUGCCUCCUCAAAAAAACAAUGAAGUGAGUUUUAAUUGGUCAACAUGAUGAUGAAGAACAUAGCGACAACAACGUGAAACAAGUUAAGGAAAUGCUCAGUUUUCCCAAUUUCAGUGCCAAAAUGUUGAACUGGUCCUUUUUUGUAACUUCACAUUCCUAAACAUGGAAAUUCAACAUAUUGAGAUUCCACCCCUGGCAAGUUAACAGAUUUCAGAAUAAAUCUAUUGUUAUGUGUUUGCAAUGUGCCUUAGAUGACAUGGCUAAAGGUUAUGGAUCAUAUCUAUACUAUUUAUUGAACAAGAUGUUUAUUUAUUUUUUUCUCCAGUGUGAAAAUACUGUACUGUAACUCAAGAGAGAAUAAAUACUAGCUUUUGUACAGAG
Stegastes partitus (bicolor damselfish) is the source of this 4290-nucleotide messenger RNA. RefSeq names its product cardiotrophin-like cytokine factor 1 (gene clcf1). Gene Ontology annotation, biological process: positive regulation of tyrosine phosphorylation of STAT protein; cell surface receptor signaling pathway. NCBI's taxonomy places the organism in Eukaryota, Metazoa, Chordata, Actinopteri, Pomacentridae. The transcript is spliced from 3 exons. Gene Ontology annotation, cellular component: extracellular region. Gene Ontology annotation, molecular function: cytokine activity. The coding region runs from base 219 to 1679 and encodes 486 amino acids. The record is from RefSeq and is a predicted model, not a curated record.